This is a messenger RNA of Arachis ipaensis, 2262 nucleotides long. RefSeq lists its product as uncharacterized. Lineage: Eukaryota; Viridiplantae; Streptophyta; Magnoliopsida; Fabales; Fabaceae. The record is from RefSeq and is a predicted model, not a curated record.
UAGCAAAAAGUAAAAUUAAAAAACCCUAAUUUUCCAGUUCAUCCCCAAAUCUUCCCAUACGAGUUGUGCUGACUGCUGAGUUUUCCACUGAAUCCAAACAGACAAUGGAUCCUGACAUUGCGCGGUGGGUUGCGGAAUUCCACCUCCGGAGUUCCGCCCCCGAUUCCCUCGUCUCCAAGAUCCUUAGGGUCCUUAAUCUCUCCGGCGCCGAUCCCAAACUUAAGAAAACCCUACUCCUCCGCACCCUCCGAUCCCAACUCUGCAAUGCCUCAAUCACCGAAACCGCUCUCGAGAUACUGGAGCAAAUCGAAGCGAUUGACCGAAACGACGCCGUUCCGAUCAUCGAUUCCAUGCGCAGAGCCUACUGCGCCGUCGCCGUCGAGUGCACCGUCAAAUUCCUCGCCGCCUCCUACGACGGGACCACCAGCGGUGAGUACUUAUCCGCGGUGACGCGUAUCUGGCGCGGCCGCGUGGAGGAGUUGGAGCAGCGCCAGAGCGAGCUGUUCUUCGACGAGAUUGCGCGAUGGAGGGACGACAUUGAGGCCGCUCUUUUUGACACUAGGGUUUCUGAUAGGUUGAAGGAGUUGAAUACCCGAAACGACGCGUUUACUGAAGUUAGGUUUUAUCUGCAGGAAGUGUGGGAAACAAUGGGUCCUUCUUUUCUUGAAUCGGUAGCAGAACAAAGAACAAACAAGGUAAAGACGAAGGGCAAGGGGAAAGGAUUGCCGAAUGUGAUUUUGAAUCCGGUGCCGGAGACUAGAGUGGCAGGGUGUACGACAGGUGUUUGCAGAAAUGCCUCUGGUGCUGAACAUGCAAGGGAUCAUGGUGUUGAUGACAAUGGUGACGACGACAAUGAUGGUUCACGUUGCAUGGACGGUGUGGAGGUGAAGAGAGCUGAAGGUUCUGUUGAUGGAACCCAGGAGCCUGCAAAGGAGAAGAAAGCAAGAGGCAAUCCUCAACUUCAACGCAAGCUGCCUGCAUUUCGUAGAUGCAGUAGAGGAGUUAAAAUGUCUAGUGCUGAGGAAUUGGGGACAGAAAGAUCAUGGAGAAAAAAUGAUACUGUGCUAAGUGGAGAAGUUAAAACGGCCCGAGAAUCUCUUAAAUCAAGUUUUUCAGAGCUACGAGCAUUGGUCAAUGAUCCUCUUCCCGAGGCAUUGGAUAUAUCUGAUGCUGUUAGAUCUAAACUUGCACGGAAAGGAACAAAUCAUGAACAGCCAAUGGAAAACCAUAGCAGAGAUGUAGAUGUACCAAACUCAAAUACUUGCAGGGCUAUUAUUCCUUAUCAACCUAAAGAUGCGGAGCACAAGAAGUCGCCUUCUGUUCGUCAUAGUAGAGUUAAUGCUGAACGUCCCAAUUCAACUGAGCCAAACAAUACUGCUCAUAAAAGACCCAGUUUGAUGGAACCGAAUGGUACUUCUCAAACUUAUGAGUGGAAUGAUUCAAUAGAAAACAUGCCCAAUGGAAUGCAGCUAAGAAGGAAGAAAAGAAAAUGGUCUUCAUUGGAAGAGGAGACACUAAGAACUGGUGUACAAAUGUAUGUGUUAGCUCUAAACUAGUCAAACCGAAAAGAGCAGGGUGAACUGUCUUGAAUGUUUGGUGCAGGAAAUUGGAAAACAAUUCAAAGUUUUUACAGUGAUGUAUUUGAACAUAGACUAGCAGUUGAUUUGAAGGACAAGUGGAGAAACAUGAUGCGGUAUUGAUGGACAUGUGUAUAUCUUAGGGAGGUAUAUUUCUUUGCAUUUAUAUCUACAGUUCAUAAAGUUAUUUGUUUUAAGGCUCAUUCUUUAAUGCACCCAGUAAAAAGUAUGCAUCAAGGUUCUAACUUCUAUGGAUGCAACCAAGUUUUUUUGAAGAGGGAUCUAUGACCUAUGUACCAACUUUGCUGCCAAUACACUUCAGUUUUAUACCUGGCUUUAAGAGCUCAUAUAAAGGUACAUAAAUGCAAGAUUAUUUGGGAAGCUUGAGACUGAAGGAAAUGCUGCCGAUUUUGUUGCAAUUGAUUAGUACUAUGUAUAGAGAUAUAGUUAGAUGGUGCUUUUCGUCUUCUGGAUAUCCUUUGCAUUCAGUGUAAAUCUUAGAUCUUUUAAUUAAGUGUAUUUUGUGUUGGUAGUAGGUAGAUAGGGUAAUAGUGUAUUACUCUAAAUAUUGCAUUGUUACCACUCAAUAGCAAGUGCAACUCGCUACCCUUUAUCUUUGUCUUGUGAAAAAGAUAGACAUUCAUUUUAGUAAAUUCUAUCUGACUAAUAUAAUUUAAUUUUCUGA